Condylura cristata (star-nosed mole) is the source of this 586-nucleotide messenger RNA. It is a transcript of the gene SNX22, whose product is annotated as sorting nexin 22. The record is from RefSeq and is a predicted model, not a curated record. NCBI's taxonomy places the organism in Eukaryota, Metazoa, Chordata, Mammalia, Eulipotyphla, Talpidae. The transcript has 7 exons. Gene Ontology annotation, molecular function: phosphatidylinositol phosphate binding. The coding region runs from base 5 to 586 and encodes 193 amino acids.
CUGGAUGCUGGAAGUUCACAUCCCGUCGGUGGGGCCCGAGGCCGAGGGGCCCGGGCAGAGUUCUGAGAAAGGCCGCAUGGUGUUCCGAGUGGAGGUGCUGUGCCGCGGGCGCAGACACACGGUGCAGAGGCGCUACAGCGAGUUCCACGCGCUGCACAAGCGGAUCAAGAAACUGUACAAAGUGCCCGACUUCCCAUCCAAACGCCUGCCCAAUUGGAGAACCAGAGGAUUGGAACAGAGGAGGCAGGGCUUGGAGGCCUAUAUCCAGGGUGUCCUAUACAUGAACCAGGAUGUGCCUAAGGAGCUGCUGGAAUUCUUGAAUCUUCGUCACUUCCCCUCAGACCCCAAGGCCAGCAGCUGGUGCCCCCUGGGGGAGUUCCUGCCUAGCGACAGCAGCUCUCACCUGCAACAUAGGCCUGUCAUCAGUUUCUGCAUGGAUCCCUACAUUUGCACCCCUUCUCAAGAGCUUCUGCCCAACAUGGUGGUAAACGGCGUGCUCCAAGGCCUCUACAGCUUUAGCACCUGCCCAGCUCAAGUCCAGCCACAGACUCCCUAUCACACUGUUUCUUUGCCACCAAUACCUUGA